UUCCAUGCGUUGGACGCUCUCACUGCAAAACCAGACCAGGCUUACCUGACAAGGGACAACAAACUUCUGUACCAAGACUGUCGUCCCACUGACAGUCUUCAGUACACCUUCAUGGCCAAAGGAAUGGUGUCCCGCUUAGGAGACGACCCCAAACCUUCCAUGGCCCUUUUGGAUCGCCACGUCCGCUGUCUUGAUUCUGACUUGGAUGCCCUCUUUCGAGCGGCCACUAAUCCUGUCGAAAAACGGGAUAUUGCUUUAGCCGGCCUUGCCAACCUCUCCCUCUGGCUGGGGUGGCUCCGGUCCUCUGAAUGCUUUGAUCUCAAUUGGGACGAUGUUGAAUGCUUGGAACCAGAAGACGGUGAUAAGGAGGAACUCCCCACCGGGUGCGGCCUCCUCAAGCUCCGUCUGGCGCCAGAGACCAAAUCGGACCGGAGCCGGCGAGCCGAUGUCCUCGUCGCCUAUCGGACUCUCUCUGGCUUGUGUAUCGGGCUUUGGUACCAUCGCACCAAAUCCCUUCAUACGUCUCCUCAUGGCCCGGUCUUCUGCUCUAGCCCGAUCAGAGUUGGAGACAACCGUAUCUGGGUUGUAGUAGAACUCAAACUUGAGAACGGGAAGCUUGGCAAUAAGAAUAUUGCGAGAAGUCGGAUCAUGGAGCUUGAUAAUAAUCCAAAUCCUGUUUCUUGUUGGAUUCGAGUUUAG
This is a messenger RNA of Cylindrotheca closterium, 699 nucleotides long. The record is from the annotation of a GenBank genome assembly. Lineage: Eukaryota; Bacillariophyta; Bacillariophyceae; Bacillariales; Bacillariaceae.